AUGAACCGAGGUCGUUUCCCCCCUCUCUUGUACCUCCAUUUCAUCUCACUCUCCCAUGCCAAAAAUCAGUUCUCCGGCCAAUCGGUCCCUUCCCUCGCCAUCGCCGCCAUGCCCAUCCUCCGUCAUCUCCACCUGGCCGCAACUUUUUUCCGGCCAGAUCCCUCCCAGUAUGGCACCUGGCAGCACCUAACGAGCUCAUGGGAAACAUCCCCGAAGCUUGGAAACCUCACCGCACUUGGAAACAUCCUUCGUCAUCUCCACCUUGGCGGAAUCCCGUCGGAGAUUGGAAACUUGUCCCAGCUUUUCCGUUUCAACGCUGCGUAUUGCGGACUCUCCGGCGAUAUUCCGGCUGACCUCGGAAGGCUUCAGAAUAUGGACACGCUCUUUCUUCAGGUGAAUGCGCUCUCCAGCUGGGGAACGUGA
Molecule: messenger RNA, 423 nt
Organism: Vigna umbellata (rice bean)
Lineage: Eukaryota; Viridiplantae; Streptophyta; Magnoliopsida; Fabales; Fabaceae
Source: RefSeq, a predicted model, not a curated record